This is a messenger RNA of Dromiciops gliroides (monito del monte), 2980 nucleotides long. It is a transcript of the gene SLC2A4RG, whose product is annotated as SLC2A4 regulator. Gene Ontology annotation, molecular function: RNA polymerase II cis-regulatory region sequence-specific DNA binding; DNA-binding transcription factor activity. Gene Ontology annotation, biological process: regulation of transcription by RNA polymerase II. The coding region runs from base 240 to 1559 and encodes 439 amino acids. The transcript has 8 exons. Lineage: Eukaryota; Metazoa; Chordata; Mammalia; Microbiotheria; Microbiotheriidae. The record is from RefSeq and is a predicted model, not a curated record. Gene Ontology annotation, cellular component: nucleus.
CUGCACGCGCAGCUAGGGAGAGCUAGAGAGCGGGCGCGCGAGGGGGGCGUGGUCCCCCUUGUUGCAGACCCGGGAGCGCGGCGAAGCAAGACACCCGGCCCGAUUCCAGGGCUAGGGGCUUCGCCGGCCUGCCGGCCGGGAAGAAAUACAGGGGAGUGGGGUGCACAGUGCGGACAGGCCGUGGCUAGUCACCCCCUCCCCUGGCAUAGCGGCCUGGAGCCGGCCCGGGGGCCCCCUCCAUGGAGUCCCAGCGGGCUGUGGCCGCUGGUAGUCGGAUCUGCUCCCCGCCCCCGGGACUGACGGCUGCGGCCGCGCUCGGCUGCCCUGACUGUCCCCCGGCUCGGGGUCUUUGCUGCGGCGUCCUUCCGCCUUGCAAACCCGGCCCUGCUGCGGCCCCCGGCUCCGGCCCUGCUGGCAACGCCGUCUACACCGUGCUGGUGGACGAGUCGCUGCUGAGGCGGAAGGCGGGGUCGGCCUCGGCCCCCGGGAGGCCCGGACAGCUGCAGCAGCAGGGGGCUAUCCAUUGCAGUGGCCAAGUGGGGCCAGAGGAAUUGCUGCCUGGGCAGAAAGCCGAGGAUCCAUGGGGCCUAGGGAGCUGGGAUGAGGCUGGAGACUGGAACCAGAGGAGGCUGCUGCAAUCUGCAUAUAUCCCUGUCCCCAGGCAGAGAUGCCCCCCAGGAAAGGCUGGCCUGGAUGAAGUCAUGGCUGCUGCAGUCCUUACCAGUUUGUCUACGAGCCCUCUAAUUUUGGGUCCCCCCUCCGUACCCUUCAGCCCAGCAGAGUCUUGCUGUGAUCCUUGGAAGGAGUCCUCAGCUGGACCAUCUGGCAGCUACAGCAGCAGCAACAACAGUGGGGACUGGGGCUGGGACCCCCCCAGUGACCAGUCUUCUCCAUCCACACCCUCACCACCACUGCUCCCUGAGGCUGCCCAUUUUCUGUUCGGGGACCCCACGCCCCGAAAGAGGAAGAAUUCAGUGAAAGUGAUGUUCAAAUGCCUGUGGAAGAGCUGUGGGAAAGUGCUGAGCACAUCAUCUGGAAUACAGAAGCACAUACGAACCAUGCACCUGGGGCGUCGGGCAGAGCCAGACCAAAGUGAUGGUGAAGAGGAUUUCUACUACACGGAGCUGGACAUCAAUGUGGAUUCACUAACUGAUGGCCUGUCUAGCCUGACCCCGGUGUCACCCACUUCCUCAGUGCCCCCAGCCUUCCCCAGCUUGGAUCUGCCAGUCCCAGCUCCAUCUGAGACCACAGCCAUGCCCACCAUCCUGAGCCCUGUGGUUCCCUCCACUCUGUGCCAUGUCCACACCGACCAUGCCUACCAGGGCUGUCUGACUCCAGUUCAUCCAGUUGGGAUAGUGGAUAAGGGACCACAACUUCCCCAACCCACAGUCGUUAAGCCACCUGUACCAGCCGUACCCUCUGGCCUCAAACCCACCACAGGCAUAAGGAAGCCUCGGGGUGAAGCCAAGAAGUGCCGCAAGGUGUAUGGGAUGGAGAACCGGGACAUGUGGUGCACGGCCUGUCGCUGGAAGAAGGCCUGUCAGCGGUUCCUUGAUUGAAGCCCUGCUUGUUCCAGCCCUACCCCCAGCCCCGUUUCUUGCACAGUUUGCACUGCAGGUGCCUUGAAAUCCCCGCCCUGUCUGGAAGGCUGUUCCCUUCUCUUGACUUGGGGGCAGCUCUUCUCCCCAACCCCGAGGGGGUCUCCAGAAAGCCCCUCCUCCGCUGAGGAUAGAUGGCACAGCCUCUGCCCUCUCCUGAACUCGGCCCCCUGCUUUUUAAAAAAUGAAAUAAGCUAUUGUUCUCUUCCCCCUCCCCUCCCACAGAAGGGCAGGUGGUUUGGAGGUGGUGCCCCAAGAGGAUUCCUUCUCCCCUUUCCCCCCAGCCGCGUAUGCACAUGUGGGCAGGGACGGCUGGGACUACUCGAAAGUGCCUGAGGAAACCAGCAGUUUGCACUAAAACGCUGAGGGGUCGAGCUCGACCCCCUUUCCCCCUCCCUUGCCUCCCCCUGCAGCGGGAGGCCGCUGGAGCUGUGGAGCCCAGCCGAAGAAGCCGGACUCAAGUCUUGGACUGUCGGCCUGCCUGCGUGUGACCGUGAUCUUCCUUUUGCGUUAGGGGCAAGAGGGGCUUCCCUUGGCCUCCGUGUACGUGUGUGUCGCGUGUCGUGUCUCUGGUCUGUGUCGUGUGUCGUACUCGCUGGUGCCCGCCUCUUCGGAGGGGAAUUUCUGGGUCUCUAAGAGCCGGACUUUGCAAAAGUAGACUGGGUGUGGACGUGGGCGAGGAAGACUGAAACCUGUUUUUUAAAGAUUUUACACCUUCGCGCGAGCGAUUUGCGGCGGCGCCGGGAGGCGGGGGUGGGGCCUAGUCGCUCCUCUGUUCCUGGGGCUCCGCCUCCUCCCCCUGCACUUGAGGCCGAGGAGGAGCUGCACAGCUGCAUCACGCCCACGGCCCCGGGGGUUCCAGCUGUGCUCCCCGCCCCCGCUCGGAGCCUCCGGCGCCGGCUCCCGUCCUGGGGAGGGACUUGUUGCGGGGGCUGGAGUACAGUCCCCGCCUCCGCGAGAGGGACGGUGUACCAUGCACUUUGAAGGGGAGCCUGGAGAGGGUACCCGUCUCUCUCUUGCUCCCGCCCCACUCCCUGCCCCCUCGGUGCCGGUCCUUCGGGUGCGUUCGGCCUGGGCCGUGGGAUUGGGAAUCACAUUCCAAACUUUUCUUUCUUUGCAAACUGAUUUUCCCGAAACUUUUUUCCUGUUAAACUAACAACGAUAAGUCUUCACUGAAAGUUUGAAGGGAAAGAAAAUUGCACUGUCCGCGGGUGGGGGGGGGUGUCCCCACUGGAUCCUGUUAUUGGCGAGGCUGGCGGGAGUGGGGCUGUGCGGACACUACCACGUAGGAGAAAGCUCAGGUCUCUCGCUUUCGGCCCUCUUGGACACAGCUGUAUCAGGGCGAGAAAAGAAAGUAAAGUGUUUUCGGUUUUUUUUCCAAA